Messenger RNA from Cheilinus undulatus (humphead wrasse), 1212 nucleotides. Its product is annotated as protein c-ets-1-B-like. Gene Ontology annotation, biological process: cell differentiation; regulation of transcription by RNA polymerase II. Lineage: Eukaryota; Metazoa; Chordata; Actinopteri; Labriformes; Labridae. Gene Ontology annotation, cellular component: nucleus. Gene Ontology annotation, molecular function: DNA-binding transcription factor activity, RNA polymerase II-specific; sequence-specific DNA binding. The record is from RefSeq and is a predicted model, not a curated record. The coding region runs from base 1 to 1212 and encodes 403 amino acids. The transcript has 8 exons.
AUGAAGUCCCUGGUUGGACCAGGGGCCCCAGUGGCAAGGAAUGUGGAUAAUCCUUUGGCUUUCGAAGGCAAAGAGGAGAAAUUUGAUCUGGAGGUUCCUCCUCUCACCCCAACCAGUAAAGAAGUCAUCAGUCAGGCCCUGAAGGCCUCGUUCUCUGGGUUUUCUCAGCAGAGGAUCAACCAUCACUUCCCUCAUGACUGGGAGGUAAACUUCUGGUUGGACUGGUGUCAGGCCGAGUUCGGUCUCAGCUGUGUGGACUCAGAUCUGCGUGGUCUGCAGGGGGCGGAGCUCUGCGGUCUGGAUAGGGAAGCGUUCCUGAACCUGAUGUCAGACUGUACAGCCGGAGAGAUCCUGUGGGAGCACCUGGAGGACAUGAGGAGAGAGAACGAAUAUGACUGCAGCUCUUCAUUAUCUACGUGCACCAUAUCAUCUUACUGUCAGCUGCAGACCAACAAAGAAAACCUCUCAACCUUUGUGGAGGAUGAUCCAGACAAACUCAGCUAUCAUCACCUCCAGUACCACCACAGCGAGAGGACCGACCUCCACCCUCUGAGCUCAGUCAGCAUCCAACAUCAGGAUUAUUAUCUCAUCAAAUCUGAGGAUCAGAGAGGAAACCUGAAUGCUGCUCUGCUGCAGGAAACACCAGCUGGAGCAGAGACGGACUCUGAGGUGGAGAUUUCUCACAGCGAUGACUCUGACAUCGUGGGCUCUCUGCCUUGGACUGCUCCACUUCAAGAGAUUGAUCCUGUGAUGGAGGAGAACAUGUCAGAAGAUAUCUUCAUUUUACCACAGACACAUCGAAGCUUCAAAGAAUACGUCGGGAAUAAGACCGACCUGGGCCGAGCCGUGAUACCAGCAGCUAUCCUGGCUGGGUAUACAGGAAGUGGUCCGAUCCAGCUGUGGCAGUUUCUCCUGGAGCUGCUCACAGACCGGACCUGUCAGUCCUGUAUCAGCUGGACUGGAGACGGAUGGGAGUUCAAGCUGACUGACCCCGAUGAGGUGGCGCUGCUGUGGGGUCGCAGGAAGAACAAACCAAAGAUGAACUACGAGAAGCUGAGUCGAGGUCUGCGAUACUACUACGACAAAAACAUCAUCAGAAAGACGGCUGGAAAGCGCUACGUCUACCGCUUCGUGUGCAACCUGCAAGGCCUGCUGGGAUACGAGCCUGGGGAGCUGCACGCCAUGUUGGACGCCAACAACAAGAGUCAGUGA